This is a messenger RNA of Bufo bufo (common toad), 1556 nucleotides long. RefSeq names its product FKBP prolyl isomerase 7 (gene FKBP7). The transcript is spliced from 4 exons. NCBI's taxonomy places the organism in Eukaryota, Metazoa, Chordata, Amphibia, Anura, Bufonidae. The record is from RefSeq and is a predicted model, not a curated record. The coding region runs from base 163 to 816 and encodes 217 amino acids. Gene Ontology annotation, molecular function: peptidyl-prolyl cis-trans isomerase activity.
CGGGCCAAUGAGCUGACGCUUUACUUUCUGCAGUGAUUGCUGCUUCUGCUUUCUGACUUGGAAGACAGAACUAUUUGGUGUGUAUUUCUGCAGUGCCACGUGUAUAGUAACAGUGGUGAGAAGAACAAGAGCCUGAGGAGCUCCUGGCACAGAGGAGACACCAUGACAAUGCCUUCCUGCCCCGUGUCCAUUCUUCUUCUGCAGCUUCUGCUUCUCCUCCUUGGUCGUAUUCACUGUGAAAAUGAAGAAGAAAAGAUUAAAAUGGAAGUGACACAUCUGCCUAGUGUCUGCACGCAGAAGAGCAAAAGAGGCGACCUGGUGAAUGCACACUAUGACGGUUACUUGGCGAAGGAUCUCUCUAAAUUCUACUGCAGCCGCUCAGAGAAAGAUGGCCACCCCAAGUGGUUUGUACUCGGAGUUGGACAAGUGAUCAAGGGACUUGAUAUCGCAUUGAUGGAUAUGUGUCCUGGAGAAAAACGGAAAGUCUUCAUUCCACCAUCCUUGGGCUAUGGAGAGACGGGCUAUGACAAGAUCCCACCGAAUGCUACUCUGAUGUUUGAAAUUGAGCUAUUGGGAAUAAGCAAAGGACCGCGCAGUCUGGAGGCGUUUCUACAAAUCGAUUUGGACAAUGACAAAUUCCUCACCAAAGAUGAGAUAAGCCAUUACUUAACAGAAGAGUUUAAGAAAGAUGGGAAACAGCGGGAUCCUUCUAUGCAUGGACGGAUAUUAACAGAUAUAUUCCAUAAAAAUGAUCAUGACAAUGAUGGCCUCAUAUCAGUGCGGGAGUACAACGUUUAUAGGCACGAUGAGUUAUAGUAAAUUAUUUCCCUGUUUGUCCAGUAAUCUAUUAAUUGUGCGGUUUUACGGAAGAAGAAAAUAAACCUGUGUUGCCGUUUCAGCUUAAAUCAAUAUUGGGUUCAUGCUAUGAUAUUUGGUGCCGUUAAAGGGGUUGUCCAACCUUUACUAAGUGAUAGCCUAUCCUCAGGAUAAGCCAUCACUAGCUGAUUGGCCUGCACUCCCACCUAUCAGCUGUUCGGGUGUAUCUCCAUUGGCGGAAGUUUGCACCGGAACUAUUCCACACCAUCAACCUUGUGGUGGAGGGAUCUCAUUACUACAGCGCUGCUCCCAUUGACUUCAGUCAGUUAGAUGGUUGGCUAGUGAUUGCCUACCCUGAGGAUAGGCCAUCACAUAGUAAAGUCCCAUUUACAAACUAUUCAAACUACUGCAGUGAUUUGAGAAUUUGUUAGAACUAGUAUCUGAUGGACUUUCACAUCUGGGCAAUCAUCAUUCAUAUGCCACUAUUAUGUCAUUACAUAAGUGUUCCCAAUAUAAAUGUUGGAAAAUAAUUACCAGUACCACUACCAUUAAUUGUAAGUUUAGAAAUUCUUGCUAUAUGUUAGGGUUCUUCACUUGUUCAGUUUUACUGCCUGUAGAAUACUUUUAUUCUUUCCCGUUCAAGUCAGUGUAGACUUAGCUAUACUGAACCUUCUAUCUAUCAAUCUUACAAUAAAGGGAUACAUCCAUUGUAACUUUUUAAAUCACACAUUAACAACCUA